Cladocopium goreaui is the source of this 2451-nucleotide messenger RNA. The record is from the annotation of a GenBank genome assembly. Lineage: Eukaryota; Dinophyceae; Suessiales; Symbiodiniaceae.
AUGGCCUCGACGGAUGCUGCGGGAUAUCGGGAAGUGGUCAGAAGUCAGGACCAGCAGCAGAUGGUGGCUUUUCUGCAGCGAAUGAUUCAGCUGCAUCACCUCCCAGAGGUGGCCCAGCCGCAGACUCUGCAGACUCUGGCACGGCAGCAUUUGAAAGGGCUCAGCAGCUUCGAGGAACUCUUGCAUGAGCUGCGGGCCUUGGCUUCCCAAGAGCCCAGCAGCUCCAGUCACGCCCCUAGACCUGAUGCAGCACAGGCUCUCAGGGGCGCAGCCGGUGCCUCGACACUGAGCCAAGAGGCAUUGAUCGAUGGGCAAAAUUUCGUGGCGCAGGCGGUGGAGGGCUCGGGCGUGUUGGCUCUGGUGUCACCACCCUGGUCCCUGCGCUACGUCUUUGGUCCUCGAAACUUCCAACUGGUCAUCCGAAACGUGGCGGAUCCCACACGGGGGCUGGUGCUCGGGUCGAGUCCCAAUGAGCAGAUGCUCCGUUCGAUGGCUGAGAAGCUGAUCUCCGAGUUGGGCACUCAAGUGGCCCUGCUGGGCCAGGCGGAGGCCUAUCAGACGCUGCACGGCCACCCCGCGCUGCUGGCGCGGCUGUCUUCGGCGCCCUUGGAGGUGGCAGCGGAGCUGCAGAUCCCCACUGCGCCACCGGAGGAGGAAGUGCGCCCGGACGAAGAACAUGGUGACUGUCCCAUUUGCCUUGAAGCCAUGGGCUCUGGAGAGGCGGCGAUGCGCUGUGCUGGGGAUGGGGGGCAGCACCACUACUUUCACGCCAGGUGUCUGUCCACCUGGGUUCGCCGCCGUGAAGGGGGUGCUUCAAGCGCCACCUGCCCAAUGUGCCGGGGACAGCUGCAGAUGAACGGCCAGAGAUUGCAGGAAUUCUUGGAUGGAGAGCAAUCAGCGCAGCUGUCACAGGAUGACCGAACCUACUUGCAAUCGAUUUCAGAUGGAUUGUGCGGCCGAAACAGCUGGAGCACCAUGAAUCGAGUUGAGAAGGCAGCUUAUGCCGGCGGCCUGCUGGCUGCAGCCAGUUGGGGCUUUGUGCUAGGCUACACUGAGCGAAGGCAUCGGGUGUCGCACGCACUGGUCUUGGAUACCCUGCCAGCAGAGCACCAACUGGCACAGGGACUGGGAUGGCUGGCAGGGAUCAUCGUGUCCUGCAUUCGGCAGAGCCUCCGUGAUCGCGAGGACCGCGAGGACCGCGAGUCGCGUGAGCGGCGCCGGACAUCAGUUCCAUGCGCCAUGGAGCUGCGACGUACGCGGCUGUGCCCCUGGAAACCCGUGGGCAUCGAUGCCCUGGCCUUCAGCCCCAGCGGCACGCUGGCCGUGGGAAGGGAAAAUGGCGCCAUGGAUGCUUGGCGGAUGGCGGAACUCUGGGAUUCGAAGACUUGGCACUUACGAUGUUCCUCCCCUGGCAAGAACGGCCGCUCGGUGGUCAGCAUCAUCUGGGUGCCUGGCAGUGAAACAACGCCCGAGCGGCUCCUGAGCGCGGGACUGCAUCGUGAGAUCACCGAGUGGGACGUGCAGACUCUGGAACCGAUUGAGACCGCCACUUCGGGCGGAGGCGCCAUCUGGUCCCUGGCGAUGUCCAAGGACAACUCGACCCUCUUUUGCGCCUGCGAUGAUGGCAGCCUUCGUAAUUUAUCCUUGGAGGGCGGAGUGGGCUCGCUCAUGUACAAAGGUUCCAUUCAGGUGGAACAGUCGCGCUUGCUGAGCGUGGCCGUGGGCUCGGAGCCGGGCACGGUCUUCGCGGGCGGCUCUGAGAGUCGCAUCUCCAAAUGGUCGGUAACCAGCAAGACAAAUGAGGGGAACAUGAUGGUGGAGCGCCCUGGAAAUGGGCGUGGGGCCGACUCUCAGCAUACCUUGAUUUGGCGCCUGCUCAAUUUGGAGGACGAAAUGCUGGCCAGUGGGGAUAGCAUCGGUCUGGUUUACAUUUGGGACAUCGUGGCCUGUGUGGUGCUGCAGCGCUUUGCCCAACACCAGGGGGACGUGACAGCGCUGUGCAGCAACGGUGAGCUGCUGAUGAGUGGCGGCAUCGAUGCGAAGAUUGCGCACUACACCCGCCUGCGGGGAUCCCGGGAGGAACGAUGGUUGCACAGCGAUGUGACCUUCUGUCAUUCACACGACAUCCGGGCCAUUGCCAUCUGGAACAGCUCUCAGGGCGACCGGCAAAAACCCACCUACGUCUCUGGUGGUGUGGCUGGGAAUCUUUUCGUGCAGGUCCGUGGCCAAGGGCGAAUCAAAAGACCGAUGGAAUGCUCCGCCUUCUCACCCUUGAUGCACCAAGUGUGCUUUGCCCAGUCCAGUCGUUUCAUGCUCACGCAGCAAGCAAGACGGCUGCACCUUUGGUAUAUGAAGGCAGUUCCUUUUGGGCUUGGAACCGAAGCCCUGGAAUUGGGUGCGGCCUCCAUUGCAGGAGCCACAGCUGCGGCUAUUGGACGGAGAACUGGUUGA